GUGUCAACACAAUCCAAACCAAUACAAUUGAAGCCAUUUGUUCUAAAGAAGUAAACUGAUGCUGGAGCGAGAGCGACUAUAUUUAAAGCGCAAAGGGGAGCAAUGAGUUCGAGGCAGCAGCAUGAGGAACAUUUGGUGAGGCGAGGGAUCCAUGACAGAAGGAGUAGUCAUCACGAUGCUGAUAUAACCGAUUCUUGUGAUGAUGCUGAAGACCAGACAGACAGGGCUGAGCACGUAUCUACAGAUGCUAACAUUGAGGAGCCAUUGGAGCAAGAGUCACAUGCAUUCAAACCAAGUCAUACGAAGCCAAUAUAUCCUGACCUCACAGCCUAUAAGAGGAGGCUGUCUAUCCCCAGAACUCCUUCACCACCUAGACGCAAGAAAGAGCCACCACUGCAGAACCAGAAGGCACUCUAUUAUUUUUGUGUAAUUUCUGUUGUCUGUGCGCUCAUACUAAUUGUGCAGUACCUGUUCAGUGAACAACCAAUGCAUGUGUCAUUGGCUGAUAGGCGCCUAGGAACAUUGCGAGAACAUCUUCGUAAGCUGAAGGACACUUUUGUAGCACAGCCUGAAUAUAAUUGGCAGAUCAUACGUAGCUCUGUUAUGGACAUGAUUAAUGACACUGGUGUCUACUCAGGUCCAGCUGUGAUCACGUUUCUCGCAUCUGUUAAAAAUGAACGUUUUGCAACAUGUCUUUCCCAACAGGUAGCAACUGCCUUGUCGUACACUUUUGAUGAUGGUGGAGAUUAUGGAACUAUUGCUGCUGAUGAGUUGUCAGUGUCCGAAGAUGUUGCAAGGCACAUUAUUGAGAAUCGGUGCAAAGAAGUGGUAGAGAUGCGGAGACGACAUAUAAUAGUUGCGUCACACCUAGAACAGUGGAACCCUGAUGCAGCAAUGAUGCUGCACCCCUUGUGUGACCAAGAAAAUGCUUUGUACAAAAACGUGACGUACAUUCUAACUGUCUUCACCAAGCAUGAAGAUGUGUCUGGCCAAAGGGAGAGAAAAGAGUAUGAUCGUCUUGCUGAGAAUGCACUUAACAAUGCUUGGGAGUCUAUGGACACUAACCAACGGCAUGCCAUCAUAAGUAGGGUGACUGGCAAUGUUGUGUUAGUGCGAGAAGACUCUUCAUUAUGUGCAUCACCUAGCUAGGAAACUGCUUGAGCAAGUACCGUUUCCAAUCUGAUGACUGUGAUGGCUUUUAUGCCUUGAAUGUGGUGUGACAAGCUAGUGGCAUGCUGAGAAAACAUUGUAGGCCUCUUUCACUGUUGGGGAAAGUGCGCAUAGUGAAAUUUUGUUAUAAUAUUUAGCGCACAUUUGAAGUAAGAAACACCAGAAAAUAUUUCCCUUUGUACCUGUUGAAAUACUCUGUGGUAAGAGGCUAUAGUGAUCUCCCCAUUAACAUGGGUUACCAACUGAAGGCUUGCAUUGUAUAGUGGUGGCCAUCUUGCUGGACAUGAUAGGAAUUGAUGCUUUUUCCAUAUUGGGGCAGACUUCCCAUCAUCACAUGUUCAAAUUUUUGCAUGGUGGCAGUUGCUACAUCGGCCUAAUUGUGUUGAUCUUUUUGCAAGGCACAAAUUUGGCAAACAGACCUGCUGGCAAGACUUGAAUUUGUAGUCACAAGGAGCUGAGGCAUAUGAACAGGUGAAUGUUAUGUUUUGACAAUAGCCAGCAGGUGAAUGUUGGUAAGGCUGUUUUAUCCCAGCAAAUGUGAAGUGUUUCAGUUUUACUUUUGCAAAUUUGUUGCAUGCAAAACUUGAGUAGUUAAUGUAAUCAUGGCACAUUAUGUGUUUUUAGUGUGCAGCUGAUGCAGUUGACGUAGCCGGUGAGGUGCUGGAAUUACUGUGCCAUUUAUUUGUACAACAAACUGUGUAUAAGAAAUUAUUAUUGUUCAGUAAAUAAUGUAAACUGUUAUUACAAGUA
Molecule: messenger RNA, 1920 nt
Organism: Rhipicephalus sanguineus (brown dog tick)
Lineage: Eukaryota; Metazoa; Arthropoda; Arachnida; Ixodida; Ixodidae
Product: torsin-1A-interacting protein 2
Exons: 3
Coding region: 103-1149 (348 amino acids)
Biological process (GO): membrane organization
Cellular component (GO): membrane
Molecular function (GO): ATPase activator activity
Source: RefSeq, a predicted model, not a curated record